Messenger RNA from Cyclospora cayetanensis, 294 nucleotides. RefSeq lists its product as uncharacterized. The coding region runs from base 1 to 294 and encodes 97 amino acids. Gene Ontology annotation, molecular function: cyclin-dependent protein serine/threonine kinase regulator activity. NCBI's taxonomy places the organism in Eukaryota, Apicomplexa, Conoidasida, Eucoccidiorida, Eimeriidae. The record is from RefSeq and is a predicted model, not a curated record. The transcript is spliced from 3 exons.
AUGUCGCGGCCCAGGAAAGAUCCUAUGGAUCCUCUGAAUUGGGAAUACCGACUUCAAGACAGUUCCUUCUCCCAAGCGCGUUCAGUAGACGGCUCCCUGAGGGAAUCACACUCGGUAAAGUACGCUGCAGGAUCUUAUGAAUACAAGUACAUUACCUUGACUAGGCAGCAAUACGAUAUCUUCCGGGAGGCGCUACGACGGAACCCUCGUGGCUUGGUGUCUGAGCAGUAUCUGCUACAGGUGCUGCAUGUUCAGCAGACUCCAGGCUGGGAGCACUAUUACAUUUACCCGUAA